Tachysurus fulvidraco (yellow catfish) is the source of this 1703-nucleotide messenger RNA. It is a transcript of the gene mims2, whose product is annotated as family with sequence similarity 210 member B. The record is from RefSeq and is a predicted model, not a curated record. Gene Ontology annotation, cellular component: mitochondrion. NCBI's taxonomy places the organism in Eukaryota, Metazoa, Chordata, Actinopteri, Siluriformes, Bagridae. Bases 178 to 975 code for a protein of 265 amino acids. The transcript is spliced from 3 exons.
AACAGCUAAGAACCUCCUACUGGUGUAGAACAACAGCGGUGGAGCAGCGUUGUGUUGUCUGUCCUCAUGGUGUGUUUGCCUGGGUUAGUAAGUCACCAGUGUGACUGCUAGGUUUUAUCAGUAGAUAAAUCGUCUCUCAAAGCGCAGGUCAUUCGCCAUAAGGGUUUGGAAGAGACAAUGUUUCUGUGUCGAGGACGAAGGUCUGUUGUUCCUUCAUCAUUUAGUUUCUGUAACUUAGCUGGUUCAGUGCAGGUUGCAACAAACACACCACAGGACGCCAUCUGGUCAUUACAUAACUCCAGCAUUAUUUCCGGCUGUCAGGUCCGUGCCAAAGGAGCAAUGAUACAGGGCGAACCUGGGAACACUAACAUGUAUAAAUAUCCUGCUUGGGCGGCCUACGAAUCGGUUUCAAUGUUUGGCUUCAUUUUGCCUUUUUCAUGGAGGAUCAAAGAUGGUUUUACGAACGAACGACUACAUUCACCGAAAAGCUUUUAUUGUCUUGGUCCCCAAACGUGUAUCAUCCGCUCAAGUGCGUCAACAAACGCUCCAAAACAGCCUGAAGCCGAAUGUACGAAGGGGGGAGCAACCGCACAGGUUAACAAGGUAAUGCUUUCUAAGAGCCCACAUGGAGGAGCUGAAAAACCAGAGCCCGAGGAAAAGCAAAAUAAAACAAAACAGCUGAAGAAGGUUUUUCAGGAAUAUGGUGCUGUUGGUGUUUCAUUUCACAUUGGAAUAUCUUUAAUUUCUCUUGGAAUUUUCUACAUUGCUGUGUCUAGCGGGAUCAGCAUGACGGAUGUCCUUUGCAAGCUGGGCUUUAGUGAGUCUGUGAUUCAGUCAAAGAUGGCUGCAGGCACUAGCACAUUUGUGCUAGCUUAUGCUAUUCACAAACUCUUUGCUCCAUUUCGGAUCAGCAUCACCCUUGUGUCUGUACCACUCAUAGUGCGAUAUCUUCGGAAAACAGGUCUCUUUAAAUAAUUACCACCUCGUCUGUGAACAAGCAAUUUUGUUUAAUUUGCACUCUUAUAUGCUUUUAUGCAUUUGUCUGUGUAUUCAACCAAGAAUUUGAACCAUAAUAAUCUGAUGUAAGGUUAAAUAAAUUACAGUACAGACCAAAAGUUUGGACACACCUUCUCAUUCAAAGAGUUUUCUUUAUUUUCAUGACUAUGAAAAUUGUAGAUUCACACUGAAGGCAUCAAAACUAUGAAUUAACACAUGUGAAAUUAUAUACGUACAUAACAAAAAAGUUUGAAACAACUGAAAGUCAUAUUCUAGGUUCUUCAAAGUAGCCACCUUUUGCUUUGAUUACUGCUUUGCACACUCUUGGCAUUCUCUUGAUGAGCUUCAAGAGGUAGUCACCUGAAAUGGUCUUCCAACAGUCUUGAAGGAGUUCCCAGAGAUGCUUAGCACUUGUUGGCCCUUUUGCCUUCACUCUGCAGUCCAGCUCACCCCAAACCAUCUCGAUUGGGUUCAGGUCCGGUGACUGUGGAGGCCAGGUCAUCUGGCGCAGCACCCCAUCACUCUCUUUCAUGGUCAAAUAGCCCUUAAACAGCCUGGAGGUGUGUUUGGGGUCAUUGUUCUGUUGAAAAGGUGGUGUGUCCAAACUUUUGGUCUGUACUGUAUAUAAUCUAUAUAGUCUUUAAAUUUGUCUUGUGUGUAUAUAUACUUUUGUACAAUAAAUAAAAUACUUAUGUUUUGGGGUGAAA